Caenorhabditis sp. 36 PRJEB53466 is the source of this 1457-nucleotide messenger RNA. NCBI's taxonomy places the organism in Eukaryota, Metazoa, Nematoda, Chromadorea, Rhabditida, Rhabditidae. The record is from the annotation of a GenBank genome assembly.
AUGCACAAUUCGAAAGAGGACCUCGACAGAUUCUAUUCGAACACUCCGAAGCACUCUCACUCGAGAGGUCCCUCCAGGUACGGUCCCCAUCCAUUUGCUUCGUGUCCGACAGUCUCUUUUCAGCAGUAUCACGAUCCCUCCGCAUGGAAUCAUUCCUGCCGUUUAUCACAUUGACACUGGCGACUAUUACAGUCAACCGCACGCCCAUGACUCUCCCCCGGACUCGUCUGGCAUCCACAAAUCCGUCAAAAUCGUCUUCGUUCUCAUGGUUCUCACCGUUCUCCUCGUUGGAUUCGUUUUUGCUACUCUUUCAGUCACUCGAAUUGCUAAAACUUAAAAUGCAAUAUUUUUGGUUCUAAUUUCUGUAAAAUUCCCGUUCUUCACUGUCAAAUAAAUAUUCUUCCGUGCCGUCUGCAAUAUGAUUUUAAUUGCCGCGGAAAGUGUUUCCAACAACACUCCGAAAUACCGCACUGCGCGCUGUUUAGCAGAAAUUUCAUUUUGUGACGUGUCGUGAGGAAAAUUCUGAUUUCCAGCGAAAAAUUCGUGUUUCAAUGCAUUUUUCUUGAAUUCAUAUCAUCUCCUUUUGAUUAAUUAUUAUUUUCCAGGUAAAAACUGACAAAAUGAACACACUGACAUGGAUUCUGACAGUAUUGCUCGCUACACCCGCCGCUUCCUACUUCUUUCACGUCGAUGCUAACGAGGAACAAUGCUUUUUUGACCGAUUGACGUCCGGAACCAAGAUGGGACUGAUGUUCGAAGUGGCAGAAGGAGGAUUUCUCGAUAUCGACGUCAAGGUACUACUUUUUAUCGAAAUAUUAGCUAAUAUUAGCUAAAAUUCGCAGAUUACUGGUCCGGACAACAAGGAAAUUUACAAGGGAGAGCGCGAAUCAUCCGGAAAGUUCACUUUUGCUGCUCACAUGGACGGAAUCUACACCUACUGCUUCGGAAACAAAAUGAGCACGAUGACUCCGAAGGCCGUCAUGUUCACCGUCGAAAUCACGGAGCCGCAUCAACAAGCACCGGGAGCCGCAACCAAUCAGGAUGCCGGUGAGUAUUUAUUCAGUUUUUGAAUGAAAAUAACUGGAGAAUAAGCGGAUUAAUCUUUUUUGUAAAAAAAUGUCAGAAAAGUGCAAGAAAAUCUUGCUAUUACUCUGUACAAAAUCAUACCUUUCCAGCGGACAACGCCAAACUGGAGGAGAUGGUCCGUGAAUUGUCUUCGGCUUUGAUGUCCGUCAAACACGAGCAAGAAUACAUGGAAGUCAGAGAGCGAGUUCACAGAAACAGUGAGUUUCCCAAGUUAGAUAAAUUGAGUAUUCGAACCAUUUUUUUCAGUCAAUGAGAACACCAACUCGCGCGUCGUCAUGUGGGCCGGUUUCGAGGCUUUCGUGCUCGUCGGAAUGACUGUCGGACAAAUCUUCUACCUGAAACGAUUUUUCGAAGUGCGAACGAUGGUCUAA